CAGAAGGAGCGAGCGGAAGAUAAGUAGAAGAAAGAAAAGCUGCUUCUGGUCAGAGCACAGAGUUGCUGCUGGAUCGGAAUCCGAUUCCUAUCUUUCUCGUGGGAUUUCCAUUCCAGCUGAAAAAUCCAAGGGUUAGAAAAGCUGCUUCUGCUCAAAAGACUUCUGCUUCUUCUGGUCAAGCUGAAGUUGUUAUACCGAUCCUAAGUUCGUCUUCUUCGUUUCCGGUUUCCGAAGUCGUUUUGGCUCCGACUGGUGCAGAAAUGGCCAAGCGUGCUUACAAGCUGCAGGAAUUUGUGGCGCAUUCAGACAGUAUUAAUUGUCUAAGUAUUGGGAAAAAGGCGUGUCGGCUUUUUGUUACUGGUGGUGAUGAUCACAUAGUCAAUCUCUGGGCAAUUGGCAAACCCACUGCUUUGAUGAGGUUUGCAGGUCAUACAAGUCCAGUUGAAUCCGUAGCUUUUAAUUCGGGAGAAGUUUUGGUGCUUGCUGGAGCUUCGUCUGGUGUGACAAAAAUAUGGGAUCUUGAGGAAACAAAGAUGGUUCGCACACUAACUGGACACAGAUCCAGCUGUACUGCUGUUGAAUUUCAUCCAUUUGGUGAGUUCUUUGCUUCUGGUUCCAUGGACACGAAUCUAAAGAUAUGGGAUAUUAGAAAGAAGGGAUGCAUCCACACAUACAAGGGUCAUACUCAGGGCAUUAGUACUAUUAAAUUCACUCCCGAUGGGCGCUGGGUAGUUUCUGGUGGGUUUGACAAUGCUGUAAAGAUAUGGGAUCUAACUGCUGGGAAGCUCUUGCAUGAUUUUAAAUUCCAUGAAGGACAUAUUCGAUCCUUAGAUUUUCAUCCCCUUGAGUUUCUUUUGGCCACAGGUUCAACAGACAGAACUGUAAAAUUUUGGGAUUUGGACUUUGAAUUGAUUGGAUCAUCCAGACCUGAGCCUACAGGAGUACGUGCAAUUGCUUUUCAUCCUGAUGGGAGGACCCUAUUCUCAGGAUUGGACGACAGUUUGAAGGUUUAUUCAUGGGAACCUGUAAUAUGUCAUGAUUCUGUUGAUAUGGGAUGGAACAGACUUAGUGACUUAUGCAUUCAUGAUGGGAAACUGUUGGGCUGUUCAUACUAUCGAAAUUCUGUUGGAGUUUGGGUUGCGGAUAUAUCGCUUACUAAGCCAUAUGCAGCUGAUUCAACGCCUGGGCAUGAUGACUGUGCAGAUGAGAAACGUUCCGUUAAACUCCCGGAAAUUGCAGGGAAGGUAGAGAGUGGUAUAAGAAGUCCGGGCUUGCGGUGUAUGUCGCCUGAUUAUGACACAAAGGUAAAAAACAUAUAUGUGGAUUGUAGUGGAGGAAAGCCAGUUGCCACACGGAGAAUGGAUUCUCCAAAGGUUGUACCCUCGUCGGAUUCAAAGGCAAACAGUGCUGCAAAGCAGAAUCCUUCGGUACGGUUGCCUCCAAAAUCUAAUGAACAAAUAGUCAAUAAAUCACUGGCUGUGCCUAGUAUUGUACCGCGGAGCAGUCCUGAUGAAAAAGAUACAGCUAACCCUGGAGGGGAUGGUGUUGCACUUUCGAGGACCAAGCGUGGUAUGUUGCUCAAACCUGCUCAUGCAAGAAGGCCAUCAAAUAGCAAAAUUGACUUCGAGAAGCUGCCGUUAGAUAAUGCAGUGGAUCUUAACUCUCAAACCAAAGGUGUAUCAGAAGAUAGGGCUAGAGAGUCCAGUGAGGAAAAGCAUUCUGAGAUCAAGAGUGUUGAAGAGAAAUUUGAAAAAGUAUUUUCACCAAAUAAUCCCUCCAAUCUUGAAGCCAGAAACGGAUCCCUCAAUUGCAGCAAGGACACGAACUCUGUUAAAUUUGUAAAUGGAGUUGCCGUUGUUUCAGGAAGGACUCGCUCCCUGGUUGAGCGGUUUGAAAGGAGAGAGAGAUUUGAUGGUAAUGAAGAUCAAGCAACUAGCAUAUUGAGUCCUGUGAUACCUGAAGAUCAAACAACUUGCAUAUCUAGUCCUGUGAUACCUAAAGAUCAAGCAACUAGCGUAGCUAGUCCUGUGAUACCCGAAGUUGAAGCAAGCAUCUGUAGUCCUGUGAUACCUGAAGUUGAAGCUAACAUCUCUAGACCUGUGAUACCUGAAAGGGACAGAGCAUCCACCAUGCUGCCUGUCUCAGUGCAUAUUGCUUAUUCUUUCAAACUGGAAGAUAAUCUCUACUACUUGCUUCAUAAGCAGAAGGAAGGACCUCAAAUUUCUGGGAGGCAUAUGAUCUGUACGAACAAUGAGGGUCCUCUUGAAGAUUUGAUGCAAACUCACGACGUAUUUCUCAGUACCCUUCGUUCCCGCUUGACAAAACUGCAGGUGGUGCGGCAUUUUUGGGAACAGAAUGAUAUUAAAGGUGCUAUCGGUGCUAUCAGGAAGCUGCCAGAUCAUUCUGUACAAGCGGAUGUUGUUACUGUUCUUCUGGAGAAAAUGGAUUGUCUCACAUUAGAUCUGUUUUCUUGUUUGCUUCCUGUGCUUCUGGGCUUACUCGAUAGCAAGACAGAAAGGCAUGCAAAUAUUUCGUUGGAGAUGCUAUUGAAGCUAGUGGCAGUCUUUGGCCCAGUCAUACACUCAACUGUUUCAGGACCUCGACCUGUCGGUGUCAACCUUCAGGCAGAGCAAAGGCUGGAAUGCUGCAAGCAAUGCUCCAUCCAUCUUCAAAAGAUCCAGAAAAUUCUUCCGGUCUUUGUCAGGAGGGGUGGUGUGCUGGCAAGAUGUGCUCAGGAAUUGAAUCUAAUUAUUCAACAGUCAUAACAGGCUCCGUCUCACCCAAAAGUGCCAAAGGAUGGCUUGGCUCGCAUCCCGUAACAGGGGACCGCACAUACAACACCGCUCUACAUCAACAUUCAUGCCAAGUCGCAGUUUCUCCUGUUACAAUUUUGUUUGAGGAGUCCCCUUCGGCUUUUGUCAAUAACGGAAUGCAAAAGUUCAAGAGUUUUGCGAGGAAAAGCUUGAAGUAAAUAUCUACCUCUAAGAGCUUGUAUACUUACCGGUUGGCAUCCCUCCAGUUCGAUCGUCUUUGGCAUUGCUUGAAAAUCUUCUGGUUUCAAUGCUCCGAUGUCGGGGAGAUCGCUGUUUGUACCUUAACGAUGAUACAUGUACUCUGAAAUUUCUAUCCGUCAAUGAUAUAAAUACAUUCGUUUGUUCAUA
Malus domestica (apple) is the source of this 3161-nucleotide messenger RNA. NCBI's taxonomy places the organism in Eukaryota, Viridiplantae, Streptophyta, Magnoliopsida, Rosales, Rosaceae. The record is from RefSeq and is a predicted model, not a curated record.